Zygosaccharomyces rouxii is the source of this 2886-nucleotide messenger RNA. It is a transcript of the gene SKG3, whose product is annotated as Skg3p. Lineage: Eukaryota; Fungi; Ascomycota; Saccharomycetes; Saccharomycetales; Saccharomycetaceae. The record is from RefSeq and is a predicted model, not a curated record. Bases 1 to 2886 code for a protein of 961 amino acids. The transcript has a single exon.
AUGAGAAUUUUUUCAGGGUCCAAGACCCCAGAGUUUCCUACGCCUCCUAAGAUCUUUGCACAGGACGAUGCAUCAUCUGUUGGAUCAGGUAGUCCCAGGAGUCGUCGUAGCAGUUUUGUACAGGCGUUCUCCUCCCCUAGAAUUUUUUCCAACUCUAGUUCACCAGGAAUACCACCAUCAUUGCCACAAGAGAGUUCCAAUACGGAUAAUAUACCACUUGAAUUGGUACCUAUCGUCACUCUUCUGUCUGCUCAUGCCCACAGGAGGUACUGUGAAGGUGUUUUCCUGAUAUUAGAAGAUUUGAAGAGCGACGGUAAUCCGGGAUCUCGUAAAUGGAAGGAGGUCUACGGUAUGUUAGUGGGUACACAACUUGCUCUUUGGGAUGCCAAAGAGUUAGCAGCUUGUAAUACUAAAGAAUCCAAAUAUAAGUUGAAGCAAGUUACAUCGAAACCUGGCUACGUCAAUUUUGCAGAUGCUGCAGUUAAAUCACUAGAUGGUACCGAGGCUGUUGUCACUGAAAGUAACAAGAAACUAAAUAAUACUUUAGUGGUUUCUACGACACUAAAGAACCGGUACUUUCUGCAGUUCAAUGAUGAGGAUGCAUUAUCUGGUUGGAAUGCAGCCAUUCAAUUGAGUCUUUUCGAAUGUACUUCUUUACAAGAAGCUUAUACCGGGGCAUUUUUAUCAAGUAGAGGUGCACAGUUGGGUGAUAUUAAAACGUUGUUGGAUUCGAAAUUUGACUACGAAGAUUGGGUUAGUGUUAGAUUUGGUGCAGGGAUGCCCUGGAAAAGGUGCUUUGCCACUAUAACUCAACCCAAUAGUAGAAAGAAAAGCGCACUGGGACAAAUCAGUUUCUUCGAAAAUGAUAAAAAGACGAAGAAAAAUCAAGCAAUUGCCACUGUGGUUACUUCUGAGAGACUAUAUGCAGUAUACCCAUCUUCACCACAACUCAUUGAUAGUUCUACCAUUAUAAAAUUAGAAGGAAGUUUGAAAUUUGAGAAGAAAGAUAUGCCACAAGAGGCAAGCGUUUUCAUUAUGCCUGAAAAGCAUCAUGCAGUUCCUGGUUAUGAUACCACCAUUCGUUUUCUAAUUCCCGCUAUGAACGCCUUCAAAUUAUACGGUAGACCCAAAAAAUUAAUUGCCAAUAAGGACGAUCCCAAGUCUUUACUAUUUGGUCUCCCCACUUUGCCACAUGUACAUUAUCUGAAAGUGGAAGAGUUACUACCACUAUCCCGUUCGCCAGCUAGCGCCUCAUGGAGUUCUCACGAUUGGACUGAUAAUAUUAAAGAAAUUCUAACUAAUAAGAUGAGUAGCGGCUAUUCAGGUUGCGGUACUAGUGCUGGUGUUAUGGGAGCAAUAUCCUCACCUGCGAUUAGUUCUACACCUGUACUUGGGGGCUCUUCACCAUCACUGUUACCUGAAGUGAAACCUGAAAGAGUAGAGAAAACCAAUAAGGCGACGCUAUCGCCGGAUCAUAAAUUAACUUUACCCAAUUCUGGUUCAAUAAGUGACGACAAGAUGUUAAAUGCUAAACCAGAAGUGAUGAGCUCAAGAUCUAACAAUCUACUACAAGUUGGAGACAACAAGAAAAGUGAGAUCGAAUCAACAGCUGCUACUAGUAUCUAUAGCGAAGAUGAUAGCUCCAAAUCAAAAUCUCCAGGUAAGAAAUUCGGUAGAAUGGUCGAAAGCUACGAUACUUCACCUCUUAAAGACCCAGUUGCAAAUCAGGAAAACGACACCGGUGAUAACAAAUUGCAUCCAACAAGAAAUCCUACCAUUCAAUCACACAAAGAAUUGGACCACCUCUAUCAUAAAUAUUCAUUGCCACCAUUUGGUAAAAAUGCUGGACCUGAUACCUCCCCUCAAGUUGGUGAGCACUUGUUCGAUAAUCCUUAUAGGCAUCAUGGUGAUGACGGCAGUGGCAUGAGAGAAGUCACAGCUAACAUUAUAAAUGAAGAAACGGAGACUGAAGGAUUGAGUCCAGAGGAAUAUGAUAGUACCAAUGAAGAGGAAGACGCUUUCCAAGAAUUCAAUGAUUUGGCCAAAAGGAUCAACGAGUUAAACAUUGGAGCAGCACCAGGUCCCGAGAGAAGAGUACCACAGGAGAAAGUUUCACCGUGGGAUAAAGAGCCACCCAGUGCAGAUGCUACUCGUGGAGAUGAAGACAAUGUUUUUGAUCCUGAUUUUAUGGAGCAAAAUGAAAUGUUGGAAAUGGAUAGUAAACAUACAGGGAAUGAAAGUCUUUCAGAUGCUUCUUCCGAAGAUCCUUUCAACGGUGUAAAUGCCAGAGGAUUAGGACUUGAAACAGUUCCACCUUCAGGUCACAAUCAAAAUGUGAGCAAAUUACCACAACAGAAACCGGAUCCUGUCGAAGAUAUGAAUGCAAAGAACAUAAAUAACAAUUUGCCUCCCGCAGGUGCUGCUAACCCAUACGGGCAUGAACCAAGGACUACACCCCUAUCAAAUAUGCCCUAUGGCCAGAGACAACCUCCACUAACUAAUUAUCCCCCUCAACCCAUGAUGAAGCAGGUUGGCGGCUUCCCUUCUUACAACUACCCUCCACAACAAAGUCACCACAGAAAAUACCCCAACCCUAAUCACCACCGUCCUCAUGUAUACGGACCUCCACGGCCAUAUCCAAUGAAUGGAGUACCCAAUAGAAACUAUGUGAAUGGGUUCCCUCCUCAACAGAGGAUGCAUCCAGGAGUAAUGGGCCCCAACCAACAAAUGUAUCCUUAUGGUGGAAGAGCUGGUCCUUAUCCGCCACCAGGACAACACAAACCACCAGGACAACCAAAACCACCACCAACCAAAGCAAAAAAUGCAAUGGAUAAUGGGUUCUCUAGAUUCAUGCCUUCAGCUACAGUGAAUCCAUAUUCCAAGUAA